AUGCCGUGUCCAUUGGCAGCGCAUGUCUGGAUCGGUCUCAGCAACGUCCGCAACCGUUACGCCAGUGCGGCUGGACAGAAUGGGGCCUUUCUUCCUGAGGCUCCCAGGCCUCACAUUGAUAAUGAUCGGAAACGACUGGCCACGACUGAAAAUUUGCAGAAUAGAUUGACUCAUGCAAGUGCUUUGAUCAUCCAGACAGAUUUCAUAAUCUCCGAACGUGUGUUUUUAGAGGAUAUGCGUGUAUAUGCAUGUGAAGAUAGAGCAGCGUGUCAAGGUCUUAUUUUCCCCAAGACAAUCGCCGAAAUAUCGCCGACGGCAUCUAGAACCCGCAUUAUGUCGUCUGGAAUAUACCACCUAACUAUGAUCGUCCUGGGUGCUUCAGAGAUCUGCGAUGGUGUCAAUGUUCCUCGGACGCAAUUUUUAGAUGAAUGUUACCAGCUAGAGCUACCAGCAUCUCGUUGCGUGGCAGAUGUCGGGCCCAACUAUCAUCCUCCAGAAUACAUGCACAUUUGGGAUGUGUAG
Molecule: messenger RNA, 522 nt
Organism: Blumeria graminis f. sp. triticale
Lineage: Eukaryota; Fungi; Ascomycota; Leotiomycetes; Helotiales; Erysiphaceae
Source: the annotation of a GenBank genome assembly